GUUAUUAUUAUUAUUAUGUUAUUCAUAUAUUAUUGUUUUUACAUUGUGUGGAUGAUAGUUUCUGUUAUUAUUUUUAUAUUAUUAUAUUAGAUUAUUAUUAUUAUUAUUUUGGUGAAAAUGUGUGGAUGAUGGUUUCUGUUAUGUUAUUAUAUGGUUAUGGUAUAUUAUUAUUAUUUUGGGGAGAUAUGUGUGGAUGAUGGUUUCUGUUAUUAUUAUGUUAUUAUAUGGUUAUGUUAUAUUAUUAUGUUGGGGAUACGUGUAUGUUGGUUUAUGUUAUUAUAUUAUUAUACUAUAUAGAAGGCUAUAGGAAUGUAUGGCGAGGGAAAAAGAAGAGGGUAUAGGACCUUAUGGCAAGUGGGAAGCAUAUGGGACCCGAAGGCAAGAAGAAUAUAGGAUCCUAUGGGAAGCAAGGAGACUAUAGGACACUAUGAGUAUAGAAAGAGUAUAGAAUAUUACAAGCAAGGGGAGUAUAGGACCUUAUGGCAAGUGAGGAGGGUAUAGGGUUCUAUGGAAAGCAUAUAGAGCCGUAUGGCAAGCAAGGAGGGUAUGGCAUCCUAUGGGAAGCAAGGAGAGUAUAGGACCCUAUGGGAAAGAGUAUAGAAUAUUACAAGCAAGGGGAGUAUAGGACCUUAUGGCAAGUGAGGAGGGUAUAGGGUCCUAUGGAAAGCAUAUAGAGCCGUAUGGCAAGCAAGGAGGGUAUGGGAUCCUAUGGAAAGCAUAUAGGGCCAUAUGGCAAGCAAGGAGGGUAUGGGAUACUAUGGAAAGCAAAGAGAGUAUAGAAUCCUAUGGAAAGCAAGGAAAGUAUAGGACCGUAUGGAAAGCAAGGAGAGUAUAGAUCCUAUGGAAACAAUAUAGGGCCACAUGGUAAGCAAGGAGGGUAUGGGAUCCUAUGGAAAGCAAAGAGAGUAUAGAAUCCUAUGGAAAGCAAGGAAAGUAUAGGACCGUAUGGAAAGCAAGGAGAGUAUAGAUCCUAUGGAAAGCAUAUAGGGCCACAUGGUAAGCAAGGAGGGUAUGGGAUCCUAUGGAAAGCAUAGAGGGCCAUAUGGCAAGCAAGGAAGGCAUGGGAUCCAACGGAAAGCAAGGAGAGUAUAGGACCGUAUGGAAAGCACAUAGGGCCAUAUGGCAAGCAAGGAGGGUAUGGGAUCCUAUGGAAAGCAAGGAGAGUAUAGAAUCCUAUGGAAAGCAAGGAGAGUAUAGGACCGUAUGGAAAGCAAGGAGAGUAUAGGAUCCUAUGGAAAGCAAGGAGAGUAUAGGAUACUAUGGAAAGCAUAUAGGGGCAUAUGGCAAGCAAGGAGGGUAUGGGAUCCUAUGGAAAGCAAGGAGAGUAUAGGAUCCUAUGGAAAGCAUAUAGGGGCAUAUGGCAAGCAAGGAAGGUAUGGGAUCCUAUGGAAAGCAAGGAGAGUAUAGGAUCCUAUGGAAAGCAUAUAGGGGCAUAUGGCAAGCAAGGAAGGUAUGGGAUCCUAUGGAAAGCAAGGAGAGUAUAGGAUCCUAUGGAAAGCAUAUAGGGCUGUAUGGCAAGCAAGGAGGGUAUGGGAUCCCAUGGAAAGCAAGGAGAGUAUAGGAUCCUAUGGAAAGCAUAUAGGGGCAUAUGGCAAGCAAGGAGGGUAUGGGAUCCUAUGGAAAGCAAGGAGAGUAUAGGAUCCUAUGGAAAGCAUAUAGGGGCAUAUGGCAAGCAAGGAAGGUAUGGGAUCCUAUGGAAAGCAAGGAGAGUAUAGGAUCCUAUGGGAAAGAGUAUAGAAUAUUACAAGCAAGGGGAGUAUAGGACCAUAUAGCAAGCAAGGAGGGUAUAGGAUCCUAUGGAAAGCAUGCAUCCGAGGCCUGUUCUGCUCCGAUCGAUCUGCUGCGUGGCCAUAAAAUAUUCACAGGCCCGUGUCCGCGGGAGGAAAAGCCCACGAGGCCCGGGAUUUUGCAGAAGUUUGCCAGCCAAAAAACUCUCUAUGCAUGCAUGUAUAUAUCCAUAUACUAUAUAUAUACAUACAUAUAUAUAUAUAUGCAAAUAGUAAGUGUCCAGGCACAAGUGUCGUCCACCGUUGACUUGUGUUGCGUACGAAUCUGGCCUUCUGGAGCACGGUUUCGGCGACGGUCCUCUGGCCAUUUGCAAAGUUUGGCCUCCUCGAGCCGCUCUUUUCCGUCCCCGCGAUCGAUCGAUCGAUCCAGCCAUCGAUCGAUCGAUCGGCCAGAGUUUUAUUUAAUUAUAUCCAACGCAGAGAGAGAGAGAAAGAGAGAGAGAUAGAAACGCCUUCCUUGCGUUCGGUGGAUGUGUUAACUGUUUACAACCCGGAGUUUAGCUCGAGCAGAACGGCACGGAAUAGGAAUAGGAAUCUCCGCGGAUACGGAAACCCUGGGAACUCCGUAUCCGCGAUGCCCGAGCCCCAUUCUGUGCAAUAGGACACGCUUUGCUGUGGACGAUGGGAUCGUCUGUGUCACUGGAUUUGAUUUAAUGUUAUGAUUGACUGAGAGUCUACUGCAAUAAUGAUGAGGGUGAAGAUGAGAGUGAGUUCUGGUUAAUUGAGAGUCUACUAUAAUGAUGAUGAUGAUGACAAGUUCGGGUUAACUGUUGUGAUGAUGAUGGCGAGUUCCGGUUAACUGGGAGUCUACUACAAUAAUAACUGAGAUGAAGAUGAGUUCCUGUUAACUGAGAGUCUACUAUAAUAAUGAGGAUGAGUUCUGGUUAACUGAGAGUCCACUAUAAUAAUGAGGAUGAGUUCUGGUUAACUGAGAGUCCACUAUAAUAAUGAGGAUGAGUUCUGGUUAACUGAGAGUCCACUAUAAUAAUGAGGAUGAGUUCUGGUUAACUGAGAGUCCACUAUAAUAAUGAGGAUGAGUUCUGGUUAACUGAGAGUCUACUUUAAUAACGAUGGCGAGUUCUGGUUAACCAAGAGUCUAUUGUCAUCAUGGUAUAGAUGAGGACAGGUUCCAGUUAACUGAGAGUCUACUGUAAUGAGGAUGAGGGUGAGUUCUGGUUAAUUGAGAAUCUAUUGUCAUCAUGAUGUAGAUUGAGGAUGAUUUCUGGUUAACUCAGAGUCUAUUGUAAUAAUUAUGCAGAUGGAGAGGAGGGCGAGUUCUGGUUAACUGAGAGUAUUGUCAUCAUGGUAUAGAUGGGGAUAGGUUCUGGUUAACUGAGAGUAUUGUCAUCAUGGUAUAGAUGGGGAUAGGUUCUGGUUAACUGAGAGUAUUGUCAUCAUGGUAUAGAUGAGGAUAGGUUCUGGUUAACUGAGAGUAUUGUCAUCAUGGUAUAGAUGGGGAUAGGGUCUGGUUAACUGAGAGUAUUGUCAUCAUGGUAUAGAUGGGGAUAGGUUCUGGUUAACUGAGAGUAUUGUCAUCAUAGUAUAGAUGGGGAUAGGGUCUGGUUAACUGAGAGUAUUGUCAUCAUGGUAUAGAUGGGGAUAGGUUCCGGUUAACUGAGAGUAUUGUCAUCAUGGUAUAGAUGGGGAUAGGUUCUGGUUAACUGAGAGUAUUGUCAUCAUGGUAUAGAUGGGGAUAGGUUCUGGUUAACUGAGAGUAUUGUCAUCAUGGUAUAGAUGAGGAUAGGUUCUGGUUAACUGAGAGUAUUGUCAUCAUGGUAUAGAUGGGGAUAGGUUCUGGUUAACUGAGAGUAUUGUCAUCAUGGUAUAGAUGAGGAUAGGUUCCAGUUAACUGAAAGUCUACUGUAAUGAGGAUGAGGGUGAGUUCUGGUUAAUUGAGAAUCUAUUGUCAUCAUGAUGUAGAUUGAGGAUGAUUUCUGGUUAACUCAGAGUCUAUUGUAAUAAUUAUGCAGAUGGAGAGGAGGGCGAGUUCUGGUUAACUGAGAGUAUUGUCAUCAUGGUAUAGAUGGGGAUAGGUUCUGGUUAACUGAGAGUAUUGUCAUCAUGGUAUAGAUGGGGAUAGGUUCUGGUUAACUGAGAGUAUUGUCAUCAUGGUAUAGAUGAGGAUAGGUUCUGGUUAACUGAGAGUAUUGUCAUCAUGGUAUAGAUGGGGAUAGGUUCUGGUUAACUGAGAGUAUUGUCAUCAUGGUAUAGUUGAGGAUAGGUUCCGGUUAACAGUGAUGGUGAUAAUAUUACUGCUGUUGCAAAUCGAAGAUCCCUCUGGCUCUUUCCCAAAACCUGGAGGAUUCCUUCCUGGGGAGAUUUGCGACCGUUGUUUAUCCCGGACGAGUCCCCAGCUGGUCUGGCCUCCCAAAAAUAGUCCUGGCAACCCCGGAGCCGCUCUCCGCCAGGCCUUGGGAGCGAGUGACCCGCUUGAUCCGCAUCCAGGUCUGGCUCGGCCUUCCUCUGCUGGCCCGAGACCCGGGAAAGGCAAAGAGAUGACACUCUCUCGGCCGGUCAAACGGGAUCCUCGGCUUCUCCGGACACUUCCUUUGUGAUGCAACCGGGGUUCUCCGUUCCCUUGUUUAUUUCGAGGAUCCUAUCACGAGUACGUCGGACGGGGACUUUUCCCGAACUUCGUAAAUCUGUCAAUCCCACAGUAGAUAUAUCUUUCAAAAUAACGCUCUCACCCUGAAAUACCUUCACGGAACGAUAAAUUGGGACCGGAACCUGUAUAGGAUUUGUAUAGGAAUUGUAUAGGAUUCAAUACUAUCGAGACUUGAGAUAUCAUACUAUAGUUAUAGCUUUCAAGGCAACACUCUCGCCCUGAGAUUCCUCCACAGAAUGACGAAUUGGGACCGGAUCCUGAGACCCAUCAACCCCACUCAUCCAUUACCCCAGUGACCCCAAAAAACAUUAUUAUUUGGAUAGGAUUCAAUACUAUCGAGACUUGAGAUAUCAUACUAUAGUUAUAGCUUUCAAGGCAACACUCUCGCCCUGAGAUUCCUCCACAGAAUGACAAAUUGGGACCGGAUCCUGAGACCCAUCAACCCCACUCGUCCAUUACCCCAGUGACCCCAAAAAACAUUAUUAUUUGUAUAGGAUUCAAUACUAUCGAGACUUGAGAUAUCAUACUAUAGUUAUAGCUUUCAAGGCAACACUCUCGCCCUGAGAUUCCUCCACAGAAUGACGAAUUGGGACCCGAUACAAGUAAUAAUUUUUUUUGGGUGAUUGGGGUAAUGGAUGAGUGGGGUUGACGGGUCUCAGGAUCAGGUUCCAAUUUGUCAUUCCGUGGAGGAAUAUUAGGGCGAAAGUGUAGCCUUGAAAGAUACAACUAUAGUAAGACAUUUCAAGACUCUGAAAGUGCUGAUAGUAUUGACCCUACACAAGUAAUAUAGUAAUAGUAGUAGUGACCCUAUAUAAAUAAUAUAGUAAUGGAUGAGUGGGAUUGACGGGUCUCAAGAUAUGGUCCCUAUUCGUCAUUCCGUGGAGGAAUAUUAGGGCGAGAGUGUAGCCUUGAAAGAUACAACUAUAGUAAGACAUUUCAAGACUCCGAAAGUGCUGAUAGUAUUGACCCUACACAAGUAAUAUAGUAAUAGUAGUUGUGACCCUAUAUAAAUAAUAUAGUAAUGGAUGAGUGGGAUUGACAGGUCUCAAGAUAUGGUCCCUAUUCGUCAUUCCGUGGAGGAAAAUUAGGGCGAGAGUGUAGCCUUGAAAGAUACAACUAUAGUAAGAUAUUUCAAGACUCUAGUAGUGCCAAUGGUAUUGACCCUAUACAAGUAAUAUAGUAAUAGUAGUACUGACUGUAUAUAAAUAAUAUAGUAAUGGAUGAGUGGGAUUGACAGGUCUCAGGGUCUGGUCUCUAUUCGUCAGUCUGUGGAGGAAUCUUAGGGCGAGAGCGUUGCCUUGAACGAUAUAAAUAUAGCAAGAUAUUUCUAGACUUCAGAUUUGCCGAUAGUAUCGACCUUAUACAAGUCAUAUAGUAAUGGACGAGUGAGUUUGACAGGUCUCAGGAUCCGGUCCCAAUUUGUCAUUCCGUGGAGGAAUCUCAGGGCGAGAGCGUUGCCUUGAAAGAUAUAACUAUAGUAAUAUAUUUCAAGUUGAUAGGAUUGGCCCUAUACAAGUCAUAUAGUAAUAGUAGUACUGACCCUAUACAAGUCAUAUAGUAAUAGUAGUACUGACCCUAUACAAGUCAUAUAGUAAUAGUAGUACUGACCCUAUACAAGUCAUAUAGUAAUAGUAGUACUGACCCUAUACAAGUCAUAUAGUAAUAGUAGUACUGACCCUAUACAAGUCAUAUAGUAAUAGUAGUACUGACCCUAUACAAGUCAUAUAGUAAUAGUAGUACUGACCCUAUACAAGUCAUAUAGUAAUAGUAGUACUGACCCUAUACAAGUCAUAUAGUAAUAGUAGUACUGACCCUAUACAAGUCAUAUAGUAAUAGUAGUACUGACCCUAUACAAGUCAUAUAGUAAUAGUAGUACUGACCAUAUACAAGUCAUAUAGUAAUAGUAGUACUGACCCUAUACAAGUCAUAUAGUAAUAGUAGUACUGACCAUAUACAAGUCAUAUAGUAAUAGUAGUACUGACCCUAUACAAGUCAUAUAGUGAUAGUAGUACUGACCCUAUACAAGUCAUAUAGUAAUGGACGAAUGGGAUUGAUUGGUCUCAGGAUCAGGUCCCAAUUUGUCAUUUCAUGGAGGAAACUUAGGGCAAGAGCGUUGCCUUGAAAGAUACAACUAGAGUAAGAUAUAUCAAGACGCCAUAAGUGCUGAUAGUAAUAAUGUUUUUUGGGUGAUUGGGGUCAUGGAUGAGUGGGGUUGAUGGGUCACAGGAUCAGGUUCCAAUUCAUCAUUCCGAGGAGGAAACUUAGGGCGAGAGUGUUGCCUUGAAAGAUACAACUAUAGUAAGAUAUUUCAAGUCUCCAGAAGUGCCAAUAUUAUUGAACACUAUACAAGUAAAUAAGGUUUUUUUGGGGUGAUUGGGGUCAUGGAUGAGUAGGAUUGAUGGGUCACAGGAUCUGGUCCCAAUUCAUCAUUCCGUGAAGGAAUCUUAGGGCGAGAGUGUUGCCUUGAAAGAUACAACUAUAGUAAGAUAUUUCAAGUCUCCAGAAGUGCCGAUAUUAUUGAACACUAUACAAGUAAAUAAGGUUUUUUGGGGUGAUUGGGGUCAUGGAUGAGUAGGAUUGAUGGGUCACAGGAUCUGGUCCCAAUUCGUCAUUCCGUGAAGGAAUCUUAGGGCGAGAGCGUUGCCUUGAAAGAUAUAUCUAUAGUGGGAUUAGAAAAGGUCUCAGUCCGACGUACAUGGGAUGGGAUCCCCGAAGUAAACAAGGGAACGGAUCCGUGUUGCGAGGAGACGGAAGUGCCGGAAGAAGCCAAGAAUCCCCCGCUUGACCGGCCGAGACAACCUAAUCCCUUUCCCAGGUCUAGUUGCCGCAAUAAUCGGGGGGAAAGGGCCAGGCCGGGCUUAGCGGGUGGCUAUAGAUAGCCUUGGAAAGAGGCUUUGAAAGGAGAAGGACACCCGUUGCCAACCUCAGGGUGGUGUCCUCGGAUGAGCGGAGUGGCCCUGAGUUUCUCCUCCUUUUCCCCGUUCUUCUUCUUUUCCCCUUGAGAAUGAAAUUUUCUCCCCGAAUUCCCCUUGAAAACGAAAUUUUUCUCCCUGAAUUAUAGUACUUAUUUAUUUCCCCGAAUUUCCCUUGUCAAUGAUAAUAUUUAUUUAUUUAAGUAUUAUUUGUUUAAUAAUACUUGUAUUUCCGCCCCCUCUCCCCGAGGAGAAUGGGAGCUUUCUUGAGAAUGAAUGAAAAUCUUGAGAGUGAAAUUUUCUCCCCGUAUUCCCCUGAGAACGAAAUUUUCUCUCUGAAUUUCUCUUGUAAUUUUCUCCCCAGAUUAUAAUAUUUAUUUAUUUAUUACUUAAUAAUACUUGUAUUUCCGCCGUCUCUCUCCGAGGAGACUCAUGAGGAUGGGAAUUUUCUUGAGAAUGAAUGAAAUUUUUGAGAAUGAAAUUUUCUCCCAGAAUUUUCCUUGUGAACGAAAUUUUCUCCCUGAAUAAUAAUAAUAUUGGAUAUGUAUUCCGCCCUUUCUCCCUGACGGGAUUCAUGAGAAUUUUCUUGAGAACAAAUGAAAUUCUUGCGAGUGAAAUUUCCUCCUGUAAUUUCCCUUGAGAACAAAAUUUUCUCCCCGAAUUAUAAUAAUUCAUGUAUUCCACCCUCUCUCCCCGAGACUCACGAGAAUUUUCUUGAGAACAAAUGAAAUUCUUGAGAGCGAAAUUUUCUCCCCAAAUUUCCCUUAUGAAUGAAAUUUUCUCCCUGAAUUAUAAUAUUAUUUAUUUAAGUAUUUUUUUAUUUAAUAAUACUCGUUUUUCUGCCCUCUCUCCCCAAGGAGACUCGUGAGAAUGGGAAUUUUCUUGAGAAUGAGAAUUUUCUCGAGAGCGAAAUUUUCUCCCCGAAUUUCCCUUGCAAAGAAAUUUUUCUCCUUGAAUUUCCCUUAUGAAUGAAAUUUUCUCCUUAAAUUAUAACAAUACUGUAUAUUUAUUCCGCCCUUUCUCCCUGAGGGGACUCAUGAGAAUUUUCUUGAGAAUGAAUGAAAUUAUUGAGAGUGAAAUUUUUUCCUCGAAUUUCCCUUGAGAGUGAAAUUUUCUCCUCGAGUCAUAAUAAUACUCGUAUUCCACCCUCUCUCCCCGAGGAGACUCAUAAGAAUGGGAAUUUUCUUGUGAAUGAAUGAAAUUCUUGAGAGUGAAAUUUUCUCCCCGAAUUUCCCUUGUGAAUGAAAUUUUCUCCCCGAAUUCCCCCUGCGAACGAAAUUUUCUCCCUGAAUUCUCCUUGUGAACGAAAAUUUCUCCCUAAAAUAUGAUGAUACUGUAUAUGUAUCCCGCCUUUUCUCCCCGAGGAGACUCAUGAGAAUUUUUUUUGAGAAUGAAUGAAAUUCUUGAGUGUGAAAUUUUCUCCCCGAAUUCGUCUUGAGAACGAAAUUUUCUCCCCAAACGAAACUAGGGAAGUUGUAUGUUUUCCGGGCUGUAUGGCCAUGUUACAGAAGUAUUAUCUCCUGACGUUUCGCCCACAUCUAUGGCAGGCAUCCUCGGAGGUUGUGAGGAUGCCUGCCAUAGAUGUGGGUGAAAUGUCAGGAGAGAAUGCUUCUGGAACAUGGCCAUACAGCUGGGAAAACAUACAACCCUGUGAUCCCGGCCAUGAAAGCCUUCGACAACACAUGAAACUAGGGAAGAAACUGGCAAAAACAUAUCUCUGAUUGGGUUAGGACUCUGGGAAGCCGUGGUUCGGAUCCGAGAGUUCCAAGGUAUGAAUCUAGGAUCGAACUGCUAUAACUCCGCCAUUCGGAUGGCCUGAGAAGUCUGACGUUCCAAACCGGAACGAAGGCCCGGCGUCCCUAAUCUCUUUUGCGUUGGUUUGUUUUCCGUUGCCUGCCGAAUUGAUCUGGCCCCGGGGUCCUUUGCAAGCGGAUUAGCUCCACACGGCAUCUUUGUGCCGGGGCUAAUUCUAAUCUGUCGGGAGGGAAAGUUGUCGGAGUGGCUGAUCGGAUUUCGGGGGCCCGUCCGUCCGUCCCGGCCUGCGGUUCACGCAAGGCUGAGCCCUCCGUUAAUCCCGGCGGCUCGCCCUUCCCUUCCUCCGGGGCAGGAAUUCCAAAGGGUUUCCAUGCGGAGCCUCCCUUCUCUGGAGGUUUUGGAAGCCGAGACUGGCUGGCCAUCUGCCGGGAAGGCUCUGUGUAUUUCGGUGUGAGAAUGGGAUCGAAAAUGCAUGGCCCCUGUGGUCAGUCUCUUCCAACUCUAGGAUUCCAUGGUUCUAUUAUUAUUAUUAUUAGUAGUAGUAGUAGUAGUAGUAGUAUUAAGCAGAGCCUAGCUGGCCAUCUGUCGGGAAGGCUUUGAUUGUGAAUUUUAGAAUGGGGUCAAUGGCAUGGCUCUUGGGGUCAGUCUCUUCCAAGUCUAGGAUUCUAUCAUUCCAUUAUUAUUAUUAUUAUUAUAUUAUUGUUGUCAUUGUUCUUAUUAUUAUAUAGAGUUCUCUUCUAACAUUAGGAUUCUAUAAUUGUUUUAAUUAUUAUUCUUAAGCAGAGCAUGGAUGGCCAUCUGUCGGGAAAGCUUUGAUUGGGUAUUUCAGUGAUAGAGUGGGGUCAGACUGGAUGGUCCUUGGGGUCAGUCUCUUCCAACACUACGAUUCUAUAAUCUAUUAUUAUUAUCAUUAUCAUUAUUAUUAUUAUUAUUAUGAUGCAGAGCCUGGCUGGGCUUUGAUUGUGUAUUGCGAUUGUAGAAUAGGGUCAGACUACAUGGCCCUUGGGGUCCCUUCCGACUUUAGGACACUUUCAUUCUUUAACAAAUUACCCUUCAAACCACACCAUGUGAUUUGUUGGCUUCCAGGACGAAACGAGGGCAUUUGGAUACAUUUCGUGUUCGCGAAAAAUUCAAAAAUUCCCAAAAAUUAACAGAUGGGCUCAACAUCCCAAAAUUUGGGGGGCAAAUAGUGGAAAGGGUGUGGCAGAACUACAGUGAGUUUCGUCCCGAUCGCACAACAAUCGAGGGAGAAACGAGCCCACUUGGUUCGACGAAAAAUGCGUUAUUUCGUGACCAUUGCCGCAAUUGUGUGUGUCCGUAAUUUUGGACACACCUUGAAAAUGAUCCGCGCCCCUCCCCAAUUUCUGAAAAUAUGGAAUUGUUUAGGUCCGUAAUUUUGGAAACUCCUUGAAAAUGAGACACUCCCCUCCCCAAUUUCCGAAAAUACGGAAUUGUUUAGGUCCAUAAUUUUUGAAACUCCUCGAAAACGAGACACUCCCCUCCCCAAUUUCUGAAAAUACAGAAUUGUUUAGGUCCGUAAUUUUGGAAACUCCUCGAAAACGAGACACUCCCCUCCUCAAUUUCUGAAAAUACGGAAUUGUUUAGGCCCGUAAUUUUUGAAACUCCUCGAAAACGAGACACUCCCCUCCCCAAUUUCCGAAAAUACGGAAUUGUUUAGGUCCGUAAUUUCAAACCCAUCUCAAAAAUGAUCCACUCCCCUCCCGAAUUUCUGAAUUUCCGGACCGAAACAAUUGCUGCACUUGUUGAGGUCCGUAAUUUCGGACAUACCUCGAAAAUGAUCCGCACCCUUCCCCAAUUUCGUAAUGAGUAUUGAAACAUUUUUAUUGAUCGUACAACCCUAGCGUGUGUGUAUACAUAUGUGUGUGUGUGUGUGUGUGUGUGUGUAUGUGUGUGUGUGGGUUUGCCCAGCGGCGGGAGGCUGAAAUCCAAUCGGGGAUUAUCCCGUCCUGAACGGCAGAUGUACACGGCUGGCUAAUGAAUUACUCCCAGUGGAGACCUUACCUGGCCUGAACUUCCGUUACCUUGUCCCCUCAUGGUCCUCGUUCGACCUUGGCCACAUUGUUUUGUGCGGUGAGAAUCCUGGGAGUUGUAGUUUGACGCGGGAGUUAAUAAAUCAAUGGGCCCGGAUGCAAACACUUGUUUCCAAAAAGAGAAAGAAACACGUUGAUGAAAGUUGGGUGGAGAUACAUGUUUCUGCACUGCUUGCAGACAUCUGUUUCAUACUGAUUUAAUGGUGUGCUUGGGAUUUAUAGUUUGCAACUCAGAAGUGUUGAGAUCCAAGGGAUCAUGUUGAUGGUCCUUCUCUCGUUGGUUGGACAUUGAGGUUGAAUGGACAGUGUUGAUGAUCCUUCUUUAGUUGGAUGUUGAGACUGAAGAAAUUGUGUUGAUGGUCCUUCUUUGGUUGGACGUUGAGGUUGAAUGGAUGGUGUUGAUGGUCCUUCUUUGGUUGGACGUUGAGUGAAGAAAUUGUGUUGAUGGUCUUUCUUUGGUUGGACUUUGAGACUGAAGAAAUGGUAUUGAUGGUCUUUGGUUUGAUGUUGAGGUUUGGAUGGUGUUGACGGUCCUUUGGUUGGAGGUUGAGGUUGAAUGGAUGGUGUUGACGGUCCUUCCUUGGUUGGACGUUGAGGUUAAAGCAAUGGUGUUGAGGGUCCUUCUCUCUAUGGUGGGACAUUGAGGUUGAAGGGAUGGUAUUGAUGGACCUUCUCUCUUUAGUGGGACAUUGAGGUUGAAGAGAAGGUGUUGAUGGCUCUUCUUUGGUUGGACGUUGAGGUUGAAGGGAUGGUAUUGAUGGACCUUCUCUCUUUGGUGGGAUGAUGUUGUUGACGCUGUUUCUCUCUUCCGUUCUUCUCCUCCCCCAGGAUGAGUUCCAUCCCUUCAUUGAGGCCCUGCUCCCCCACGUCCGGGCCUUCGCCUACACCUGGUUCAACCUCCAGGCCCGGAAGCGCAAGUACUUCAAGAAGCACGAGAAGCGGAUGACCAAGGACGAGGAGCGGGCGGUCAAGGACGAGCUGCUGAACGAGAAGCCCGAGGUGAAGCAGAAGUGGGCCUCGCGCUUGCUGGCCAAGCUGCGCAAGGACAUCCGGCCCGAGUACCGCGAGGACUUUGUCCUCUCCAUCACGGGCAAGAAGUCCUCCUGCUGCGUCCUCUCCAACCCGGACCAGAAGGGCAAGAUGCGCCGCAUCGACUGCCUGCGCCAGGCCGACAAGGUCUGGCGCCUGGACCUGGUCAUGGUGAUCCUCUUCAAGGGGAUCCCGCUGGAGAGCACCGACGGGGAGCGCCUGGUGAAGGCCCCACAGUGCACCAACCCCAUCCUCUGCGUCCAGCCCCACCACAUCAGCGUCUCCGUCAAGGAGCUCGACCUCUACUUGGCCUAUUUCGUCCGGGAGAGAGAUUCGGAUCAAAGCAGCAGUCCGAGGACGGGAAUCGGGUCCGACCAAGAGGACAGCAAACCGAUCAUCAUGUUGGACGCGACGGACUUCCAGGAGAAUUUUAUCACGUCGGGCGUCUUCAGCGUCACGGAGCUCAUCCAAGUUUCCCGGACGCCGGUCGUGACGGGGACGGGGCCAAAUUUCUCCUUGGGGGAGUUGCAGGGCCACCUCGCCUACGACCUGAACCCCUCGAGUACGGGGAUGAGGCGGACGCUUCCCAGCACUUCCUCCAGCGGGAGCAAACGGCAUAAGUCGGGGUCCAUGGAGGACGACUUGGACGCUAGCCCCGGGGGAGAAUACUAUGCAUCGCCCAGCUCCCCCACGAGUAGCAGCCGCAACUGGACAGAAGACAUGGAAGGGGGUAUCUCCCCGACCGUGAAAAAGACAGAAAUGGACAAAUCUCCCUUCAACAGCCCGUCCCCGCAGGACACGUCCCCUCGGCUCAGCAGCUUCACUCAGCAUCACCGUCCGGUCAUUGCUGUCCACAGCGGUAUCGCCCGAAGCCCCCACCCUUCCUCCGCGCUGCACUUUCCCACCACCUCCAUCCUCCCCCAGACGGCCUCCGCCUACUUCCCGCACACAGCCAUACGGUACCCGCCGCAUCUGAACCCCCAGGACCCCCUGAAAGACCUCGUCUCGUUGGCCUGUGACCCGUCCAAUCAACAGCCGGGACCGCUCAACGGAGGCGGCCAAGUGAAGGUCCCCGGGCACUACCUUUCCACCCAGAUGUUGGCGCCGCCGCCCCGCUUGGCCAUCUCGCCCGACGCCAAAUCCGCCACCACGACCUCCGAGGGAGGGACCACCUCGCCCACCUCUCCCACCUACUCCGCCCCAGGCACCCCCCCUGCAAACCGCUUCGUGGGACUCGGACCACGGGAUCCGGGCAGCAUCUAUCAGGCACAGUCCUGGUAUCUAGGUUAACCACGGCUUCCACCUUCACCGCCAUCUUCCUUUCCUCCCCUCGCGGGCUUUGGGCUUCCUCCGAGGAGAACGGCGCGGCCCUCCCACCCUUAGCCCAAACUCUGGCGGCAUCGCAACACGAGAAGGAUUGAGAGGGCGAGCGAGCUAGACUUUUAACGGAGGAUCGAAGGAGGGGAGAAGGCCCGGACUUACAGAAUCCGAUAUAUCCGUCUGAUCUCUCGACCCGACAUCCUUCCCGUCGACGACGAGCGACACCCCGAAAAAAGGCAGCUGUUGGAUGGGAGUUGUCUUCUAUUUUUAUUUUUAUUUUUAGUUUCGACACUACGCACCUUUCCGAGGAGAACCGGGAUCGCUCUCUUUCUUCCCUUCUUCCGGACCAAGCGGGAUCCUGCUUUCUCGUCCGUCGCUUUCUCGAAAGGGAUGUAUAUGCAAAAGUUUCCCCGGUUGGAAAAAAAGAAAGAACGAAAGAGAGAGAGAGAAAGAGAGAAAAUAUUUCCCUGGCCCUUGCUGAUUUUCUACACUCUCUCGAAAGCAGACUUAGUCUGUCGGUCUGUCGACGAAAGGCCGGAAGAGUUGAAACUGACGCAGAGCGAGGAAAACUAAAUCCCGGUCCGAAAAAAAAAAUGAAAGCGGGAUUUGAAACCCACCUUCAGCACUUUCUCGGACAAGAUCCGCUGCCUCCUUUCCCCGUUUCCCUGCUUUGCGUUCUCGUCGGAGGUUUGCCGAGACGACACUGGACUUCUCGGCUUCCUUUUGAUAUCCCCCGUUUUUCCUUUUGUGGGCUCGAAUGAUGCAAUCUUUGGGGUGGUUUUUUGGGGGGGAGGGCAAAGGGUCGAAACGGAUGGAUGCAAUUUACGGUUUGUGCAAUGCGGGACCCGGCGUUGUGGGAGACGGGGAACGAGGCGGGCCUUCGGGGCGGUGAGGUUGUAUUUUGGGGAUGGUAGCACUUCUUUAUUGGCUUCGGCCUCCUCGCGGGAAACGGGAGGUGAAUUGCACUUCAGGGGUCGGGAUGUGUCUGGUCCCGUUCGUACGAGAAGUUGAGGAAUAUCUGCCUAGCUUUUGUCGUGAAGUUGGCGUCUUCCGAUUGGGACGGGGAAGGAGACUGGAGACGGUCUCAAUCGUAGUUGGGCCCAUCCGCUUCCCUUCCGCUUCCCAAAUGAACAGAAGUGAUGAGGAUGUUGGAUUUAUGGAUUGCACAUGUUGUUGUUUUUGUUCGUAGAAAAUGCACUUUGAACGAGGGGAAGGAGGGCGGUGGGACCGACAAAGGUUGUCUCCCAAACGAGUUAUUAUUUUUAAGAUAAAAUUUGGCGACCCGGAUGGGACAUUGUAGAAAUGGAACAGUGUUGAGAGAUGAGUGGAAGUCUCCCCAGACCAGAGUUUGGUUCGGAUCUGGGGGGCGAUGCCUCCUUCUGUAGUUCCCCCUCCCCUUUGGACUCUCCUCCUCCCGUUGACCUCCGACCUGCCCGCCCGCAAGCCCCGGAUAAGCCAUUCUGGACUGGUUCAAGUGCCUACAAUUUAACGCUCUGGUCCUUCUCGCCGGCUGGGGAUUGUGGUGAUCGGAGGGGCGGGCUGAAGAACAGUUCUCGUUGCCACCCAACACUUGGGUGUAAACUCCCCACCUUCCUUUCUUCCUUCCAAGCAAACACCAAAGCUUUACCGAUGCCACGGAUCGAGUCUCCCGCCAUCCCGAUGGUCCAAAGUCCGGUCAUGACAAAUUUGGAUCCACUUUCCUCUCCGUUUUGUGAUCUUCCAGAUGUUUCUUCCACCCCGGUGCCAAUCUAUCCGAAUCCUCACGAAGGUCGCCUAAAUGGAUUACUCGUCUGCCCGUAAAACCAUCGGAGAUGAAGAAGUGGCAGAAUGUCAUGAGGGAAAGCAAUUCAACGUUUGUCCCUCAAGAGAGUGAGCUGUCGUGGUUGCACCAAGUUGAGUGAAGAUAUUUAUCGGCCACGGAGCCUCCACAUUGCAAGCCAGACUUGCGUCAAGAUGUUCUCUUCCUCACAGGGGCGUCUCGUGGUUUUGUAGCAUCUUUAGGAACUUCUCGCCUCCUUCGAGCAAUUCCCAGGAUCCUUUGGCAGGAUGGAGAAGCCACAAAAUGUUGUCCAAGUGGUUGAAAAGCCAUCUGAGGUCAACCAUGAAACAAUUGAGACAGCUUCUUCUCUGAGGUUAACCAUGAAAUGGUUAAGAGAGCUUCUACUCCGAGGUCGACCAUGAAAUGUUCGAGAGCUUCUACUUCGAGGUCGACCAUGAAACGGUCAAGAGAGCUUCUACUCAGAGGUCGACCAUGAAAUGUUUGAGAGCUUCUACUCCGAGGUCGACCAUGAAACAGUCGAGAGAGCUUCUUCUCUGAGGUUGACCAUGAAACAGUCAAGAGAGCUUCUUCUCAAAGGUCAACCAUGAAAUGUUCAAGAGAGCUUCUACUCUGAGGUCAACCAUGAAACAGUCGAGAGAGCUUCUCUGAGGUCGACCAUGAAACGGUCAGAAAACCUUCUCCAAGGUUGACCAUGAAAUGGUCAGAAGAGCUUCCAAAUCCAUUUGACGAGUCAGGAAAAGAAGUCAAGGCUUCCCAAGAUCUUGAAAUUGUCCAACUUGGAGAUCUCAUUCUGGACGUUUUUUGGGACGGAAGAGCAAGUUAGCGGUGGUUGUACGUUCCUGACGAGCCAGGGGAAGAAGUCAAGACAUCCCAAGAUCUUGAAAUUGUCCAACUUGGAGAUCUCAUUCUGGACGUUUUUUGGAACGGAAGAGCAAGUUAGUGAUGGUCUGAUGUGACAUCGGCCUUUGUAGCAUCACCCAACCGCCGAGUUUUCAGAAAGCGAGUCCUCUCCGGCGACGUCAAGUCCUCCUUCGGCGGCGAAUUGGGACUCAAAAGCGGUCCCAGAACCUUCUCUCAGGUGGAACCUCCUCCAUUUGUUCUAGAUCCUUCUGGCUACUUCCCGGACUGUGUAGAAGCCCAUCCUCCUCCGCCUCGUCCUUCUCAAACUCCGUGACGCUGCCCCGAAUCCACAGCCUGGAAAGUCGUUCCGGGGCUUGCGUUUGCAUAUGCAAAACACCCUCCCGCUCCCUCCCGCCGGGGCCAAGAGGGGGUGCACUUCCUUUUUAAUAGAAAAAAAUAGACUUUUGCUAGACAACCCAAGCCCCCGCCUCAGAUUGGGCAUCAUUUGGGGUCAAUUGGGGGGAAUAGUUUCCAGCGGUACUUGUUUACACCUUAGCACCUUGACGGUGAGAAACGUCGAUGCCGGGUUCAACCCGUCGCAGGCAGGAGAGAGAAUAUAUAUAUAUAUAUAUAUAUAUACACAUACAUAAAUUUAUGUAUAUAUAAAUAUAUAUUUCCAACAUGGACUCUUCCUUACGAAAAAAAAAGCGAGACAGACAUGACCCCAAAUUUCUAUAUUUUUUUGUAACCGAUGGAGAGGAAGCGGACGUCGGAGCGAAAUGGACGACGAGAAAAAAAAACCACGAUUUCCCCCUUUUACGAAACUCUCGAAUGCAUGGUGCUUUGAAACAGGAACUCACGUGACCGAGCUCAACCAAUCAGCUGGCUGAGAAUGUGCAUGGCAAAUCGACAUUUAAGCGCUCUCCUCCCCGUUCCCCUCCCUUCUUAAGGAACAAGAAGGAGAGAAAAAAAAAUCCCCGACGUUCAUAAUUUUUUUUCUAAUUUGCACGAGAAAAAUGAUAUUUGGGGUGGACGGUGAGGGUGGGCGGGGCGGGGCGGGGAUAAAGUUUUAUACCACAUAAUGUGCCUUGCCUUCUACGAAAAUGCGUAUUAUUAACUCUAAUGACAUCACUGCACAGGUGUUGCUGCAUGGAUAUUAUUCUUACUACUCUUAUUAUUUGACGCGUGUCUGGGGAGGGGGACGGAGGGGGAGAGGAAGGAAACACGGGGAGGCACGGGGUGGGGAGUGGAUUGCCAUUUUUUAAAAAAGAAAAAGGAGACUAAAAUAUUAAUCAGCAUUAUGGAUGGUUGCAUGGGAGGGAAUGGGGCAGGUUGCAAUGCGGGGUCGGACGCGGGGCGGGGGGUUGAGUCGCGAAAUCAUAAGGAUCUGAAGCAAGGGAUGAUGGGAGGGUUUUUUUUUAUAGAGAUAGGGGGGCGGGAAAGGCUUCGAUGGUUUCAGUGUGUGCCGCAAAUUGUUCUCCUCUGUUUUGGAUCUCUUCUGCAUCGUAGUUCUUUUCCCGCACAACUUACUGUCGGAUCCUCUUCUUCCAAUUGUGCUGUGGGUCAGUCUUCCACUGAAAAAGCACCAAGACACGCUGGUAGAUUCCAACAGAUUUUUUUUGUACCGAAUACCAGAACCUUCUCUUGGCCCACUUAUAUAGGGGCUGUUGCAUACUAGAGGGUCAUUGAAGUUUUAUGGCUGGCCCGUUUUAUGGCUGGCAUCUGUUCUUUGUCAGCCUACUGGAGAUGUCAAAGACUGGAGAUCAUGACAACUUACCCUCCAUUUUGGAUCUCUUCUGCAUCGUAGGUCUUUUCCCGCACAACUUACAGUAGAGUCCCACUUAUCCGAGUUCCGCUUAUCCGAGACUCCGUAAUAUCUGAGGCAAAUGUCCUUCCCUCCUCGCUCUCUCACUCACUCACCCCGCCGGGUCCUAGUGCUGCCGGAACCCAGCUGGGUGAGUGAGUGAGGGACGGAGGGCAGGCUCGCUCACUCACUCCUUCGCCAGGCUGGGCCCUGGUGCUGCUGGACCCGGCGUGACGAAGGAGCCGAGGGACAGAGGGCAGGCGAGUGAAGGAGAGCGGCAAAGGCCCUCCCUUGCUCAUUCUCUCACUCGCUCACUCACCUCGCCUGGUCCCGGUGCUGUCGUUGCCGUUGCCAGGACCUGGUCUAGUAAGUGAGUGAGGGAGGGAGGGUGGGUGAGCGAGCACUCACCCUAUUUCCAUCAGUUUUGCUUAUCCGUCAUUCUGCCUGCCAGUUUAUGAUGGAUAAGUGAGACUCUACUCUACUUACAGUACUUAUAUCCCGCCUGUCUCACCCCGAAUGGGCAGACAGCACAACAAGACUAUGCCCCUGUGAGGGAGAGGAAGUAGAAACAAUAGAACACAUUUUAUUUAGUGGCAAAAUUCCACGCAGUGGCAACAAGGCUGACGCAAAAAACUAAUGUCAGAUAAUGGGCCGGGCUUUGGCACAGCUAGUUAGUAGCCAGCUGCAAUAAAUCACUACUGGAUUCGAAGCCCAGCUCACGACUGUUUAAUAGCCUAGCUCGCUGUUGACCUAAGCAACCGGAAAGACUGUCGCAUCUGUCAAGUAGAAAAUCCACUUUAUGAGGGGAGGCUAAUUUAACUAAUUUACCACCCAGGUCGGAUUGAGCUCCCGACCAUUUAAUAGCCUAGCUCGCUGUUGAUCUAAGCAGCCUGAAAGACAGUUGCAUCCAUCGAGUAGAAAUUUUGGUACCUUAAUUUACGAGACCAUAAAACUGCUGGCAGCAUAAACUCGUAGUUCCAUUACCUAUUGAUAUUAUUACGAAAUAAUCCGAACGAGGAGAACAAUUGCGCGUACACCCGAAACGAAAGCGAAAGCCAGUCACGGAAUACAUGAAAUACCAAAAAUAUAACUGAAGCUGUGCCUAACGAAUUUUUUUUUUCCGCCGCGUUUUGCGUUUCCCUUUUUUUUCCCGUCGUCAGCGCGUUCCACCUCCGCCGUGUUUUUCUUCCCACGUCGCCAUCCGCGUACGAUGAUUAUUUUUGUACGGAUAUAGAUAUUACGGGGAAACUUGCAAUUUCCGGCUCCCGAAAAAAAGCCAGAUUGGAGGAAAUCCGGAUCCCACCUUUUAAAAAACUAUGUAGCAGAUGAGAUGCAAAAAAAAAAAAAAAAAUUUCCCCGAAUCAGUGUUCCGGGUUGCUCGUUUUCCCGUUCAUCCGUCUCUCAUAGUGAAUUGUAUAUACGUGGACACAGAUUACAAUGCUAGCAUUGGUCGGUGAAGCUCAAUUGUAUGUAUGUAUGUAUAUCCGGGGUUGGAUUGUAGUCGAAGAAACCCGAGUCCGAAUCCUUCGCUAUGCAAACCCACCGGGCAGGCCACACUCUCUCAGCCUCAGAGGAAGGCAACGCGAAUCUCCUUCCGAAUCGUUCAGAAAAUCCAGGUUGACCUGAAGAGACGUAAUAAUAAUAAUAAUAAUAAUAAUAAUCUCUCAGCCUCUAAGUAAGAGUCUCGAAGAGACAUUGAGGAGAGUUGAUGUAACAACCGAGUACCCUUGUGUCCAUUGCACUCUACAUAAAUAUUUGGAUUUUGUGUUAGCCUGUGGACUCCAGGGACUUGUAGUUUGGAGAGGCACUAGGAUUGUCAAUACACUACAAAUCCCAGCAUUCCUUUGGGGACAUCGCCACGGCGAUUAAAGUGGAAUCAUCCCACGUCCAUUGAAGGAAUCGUGAUAAUCAUGAUAAAAGGGAUUCCAAUCAGAUGGCAAACAAAUGAUGGGUUUCGACCGACUGAUCCAAAUGUGAGGAAAUGCUGGGAGAUGUAGUCCAUUGGCAACCCUUUUUCUCCCGGCAACGUCGUCGGGUAUGUUUUGUUUCCCAUCGGGGAUGGCGUUUGCCUUCCUCUGACACCGUUUUUCCAUUUCGUUGUUCCGUGGCGAAGAGUCGAGGCGAAAAAUUAGAGACCGACAACGCUUUUGACAACUUACAUUGGGCGGCGUUGUUUCUCGUUCCGUCGCAAACCCGCCUCUCCUUCCUUUGUUUUCUUUCGGAUUUCCGCCUCUUCUUCCACGUCACUCACAUAUCCCACCCCCUUCCAAAAUAUGCGCUUUGGUCGUUUAUAUUUUUACCGGCAAUAUUUUUUUUAUAACCAUAGUUGUUUAUCCUCUGUCUCGCCGCUUCGCUUACUACGCUCCGUUUUGACACAAGACACACGUUGCGGCAACAAGGAACGGCAAGUCGGUUCGAACUUUAGGGGGGAAAGGCAAUGAAAGAUGUCCUUAUUAUGAUCUUGAACCGGUUUCGACUCACAUUUUCUCUCUCUUUCUCUUUUUUUCAUUUUUCAUUUUUCAUUUUUUUUCAUUUAUCAUUUUUCAUUUUUUUCAUUUUUCAUUUUUCAUUUUUUUUAAAAAAAAUCAUUUUAAAAUUUCUCCUAAUUCAAUACAUUAGUUAUACGCCGUUUGUUUAACCGCAGGCACAUAUUAUCCAAUACAACCUACUAUUCAUUAACUUUAGGCAUCUACUGUUAUUUUUAUGCUUAUAAAUAUUUUUUAUCUCUCACCGCUGUGGUCCCCUCUUCUUGAGCCACUAUUUUUAUAUAUCGUCUGUCCAAAAUUUCAUUUCCUUUUUCUCAAAAUGUCGUUCCGCGGAACUUCGGUUCGGAGUCCCCGGAUACACAAACAAUUUCGCACCUGUGCUGUCGAAUUCAUUUCAAUGACCGCUGGGAUUUGUAUUUUGACGGGGCUCUUUCUCAGCGAAACUACAAAUCCCCGGAUUCCAAGUAUCAGAACUGCAUUAAUUCUACAGGGUCAAUUGGAUCAGUAUUUCCCCCAAAAUUCUACUCAAAAAAUGACCCCUAAAAAAAUGAGUUCGUUCUGAUUAAAUCGAACGUAGAAAAAAAAGCUUGUUUUCUGAUACCGGUCUUCCCAUUUCAACCAGGCGAUUGGUAAAUUUCCUGAAAACUAAACCUAAGAACCGUCUUGCUUUUCCUUGGUUGCCAACGCAAUAUUUCAACCUCUUCGCCUUUGUACGCAUCCCGUUUCGCUGCUGCGCCGACCUUUUUUUGAUGUACCGACUUCCAGGUUUUUUCUUUCUUUCUUUUUUUCCUUCUUGUUAAUUUUCUUUUUUUCUCCCACCCCCUAUGCAAAAGUACAUUACGAUAAAUAAAUAAACAAAAAAACAAAACCUGAAAGGACAAUUUAAAAAAAAAGAAAGAAAAAAAAAGAAGAAAAAAAUUUAAGAAGAAAAGUGGAAAAAAACGGAGAAAAAAAUGUAUUAAAAAAUUAAAUAAGCUAUGCUUUCAACUGUC
Messenger RNA from Anolis carolinensis (green anole), 21361 nucleotides. RefSeq names its product nuclear factor I C (gene nfic). Gene Ontology annotation, molecular function: RNA polymerase II cis-regulatory region sequence-specific DNA binding; DNA-binding transcription factor activity, RNA polymerase II-specific. The record is from RefSeq and is a predicted model, not a curated record. Gene Ontology annotation, cellular component: nucleus. Gene Ontology annotation, biological process: regulation of transcription by RNA polymerase II. The coding region runs from base 11891 to 13429 and encodes 512 amino acids. The transcript is spliced from 10 exons. Lineage: Eukaryota; Metazoa; Chordata; Lepidosauria; Squamata; Anolidae.